AUGAACGAACACAGGUCAAGAGACUACGAUUACCUGUACAAAAUAAUACUCAUUGGAGACAGCGGCGUGGGGAAGUCAUGUAUCCUAUUACGCUUUUCAGAUGAUCACUUCACCGAAAGCUACAUAACGACCAUAGGAGUGGAUUUCCGUUUCAGAAGAAUAAAAGUUGCAGACAAGAUGGUGAAGCUACAAAUAUGGGAUACAGCUGGACAGGAAAGAUUCAGGACCAUCACGUCGGCCUACUAUAGAGGAGCCGAUGGGAUUAUCAUUAUAUACGACACGACGGAUAGGAACUCCUUCCUUCAUAUCAAAGAAUGGAUGAAUGAAAUAAACAAGUAUACAACUGAGGAGACUUGUAAGCUACUCGUCGGGAACAAAUCAGAUUGCAAAGACGAAAUGGAGAUCUCCACCACGGAAGGAGAAAACAAAGCGAAGGAGUUAAAUAUGCCUUUUAUAGAAACCUCUGCUAAAGAUGCUACGAAUGUUGAAUUGGCUUUUACUAUGAUCACUGAGGAGCUGAUUAAAAAGAAGAAGAAGAAGAGUGCCUCCUCGCUGGGAGGGCAACAGUCCAAGGUGAAGUUGUCUCCGGAGGACCACGGCCCGGGCGCGUUCUGCUCCUGCUGA
Molecule: messenger RNA, 624 nt
Organism: Plasmodium inui San Antonio 1
Lineage: Eukaryota; Apicomplexa; Aconoidasida; Haemosporida; Plasmodiidae
Product: rab family, other
Exons: 1
Coding region: 1-624 (207 amino acids)
Molecular function (GO): GTPase activity; GTP binding
Source: RefSeq, a predicted model, not a curated record